AUGACUUCGAAAGGUAAAGAGUUGUACAAUACAAUCAGGCGAUCGCUGGGCUCAUCGUCAUUCAACGCAGCCACUUCAUCGGGUGGAGUGAACGGAGUGAAAUAUUUGGGUGGUUCAAGUAGCAGUAAACAGUGGAUACAUCCACCAGAUAUUUUGUUGAAUGGCCGUGUGGAAUAUUCAGUGAAAAUGCUUGGUACCACGGAGGUGAGUGAACCAAAAGGAACGCAUGUAAUACGCGAUGCUAUUCACGCAAUUCGAUUUCAGUUACAGGUUGAAAUUUGUCGGAUUUGUUUUUGA
Molecule: messenger RNA, 297 nt
Organism: Anisakis simplex (herring worm)
Lineage: Eukaryota; Metazoa; Nematoda; Chromadorea; Rhabditida; Anisakidae
Source: the annotation of a GenBank genome assembly